Cheilinus undulatus (humphead wrasse) is the source of this 3218-nucleotide messenger RNA. RefSeq names its product protein yippee-like 2. The transcript has 5 exons. Lineage: Eukaryota; Metazoa; Chordata; Actinopteri; Labriformes; Labridae. The record is from RefSeq and is a predicted model, not a curated record. The coding region runs from base 312 to 671 and encodes 119 amino acids.
UAAACUCUGCUGGGCAUCGUUUCGCGUCAAAACAUUGCGUCUCUGCAGGACUCGCCUGGGCUGGAGACAGAGAGAAGAGGAAAUUUGCCUUGGAAGGAAUGCGAAGAGGGGUUUAGGACUGGCACUGCCACGAGAAAAACGAGGAGGUGCGAUAUUUUCUAGGCUACGUGGAUAACUGUUUUUCUUCCCUUCAAAGGUGUUCGCCUCCCAACCCACCGCCCACCACGGCCCUCACCUGUGUGUUGCGGUGCUUCCCCUGUGAGCCGACCUGGGCUGGCAGUCCCUUCUUGCACCGCCCGCCAACACCGCCCAUGGUCAGAAUGACGCGCUCCAAGACCUUUCAGGCGUACCUGCCUAGCUGUCACCGAACCUACAGCUGCAUCCACUGCCGAGCUCAUCUGGCCAACCAUGAUGAGCUCAUCUCUAAGUCGUUCCAGGGCAGCCAAGGCAGAGCCUACCUGUUCAACUCAGUGGUGAAUGUUGGGUGUGGCCCCGCAGAGGAGAGAGUCCUGCUCACAGGGCUGCAUGCUGUUGCAGAUAUCUACUGUGAGAACUGCAAGACAACCCUAGGCUGGAAAUAUGAACAUGCCUUCGAGAGCAGUCAGAAGUACAAAGAGGGCAAGUUCAUCAUUGAGCUGGCCCACAUGAUCAAGGACAACGGCUGGGACUGAGGGAUGAACAGCCGGGGCACAACCACAGCAGAGGGGCGAGGGGAGCGGGGGGCUGGAUGACUGGACUGUAAAAUUAAUGGAUGGGAGGGAAGGAGGGAUGGGACGGGUUUGUGUGUGGUGGGUGAGUGUGUAACUUUGGUUUGGCUGAUUUACCAUUAACCUCUGUAACUCUCUGCCCAUCCCUCCCUACCACGCCUUUUUGAUGUGCAGUCACACAAACACAAACAUGUAUCAAGGUCCCAGACAUCCCAGCUUGACAGAGAGACAGACUCGGGCUUGUAUGCAGCUAGCAGGACUAGGUGACUAGCCAGCAAAACAAGAUGUCUCAGUUUUGGUUUUUGUUUUGUUUUUUUAUUAACAUAAAAUGAUUGCUUUUAAACUGUGGCAACACUCCUUCUAUAGCUGCUAGGAAAUCAUUCAGAGGAAAUUUAGCCAGAAAGAGGCCAGUGGGGCCGCUCUGACAGGGUUCAUUGGCUUUGGUUGAAGAGCUGUGGGGCAUUCACUCUGUCACCAGCUGAAUGAGAUGACCUAAGAUGAUUAUAGCAAAUCCAGCUGAUCGGGGCCAUGCCAGCUGGGCCAGUGAUGAGGCCUGGCGCUGAGCCUUGGCACUGAGGCUCUAGCACAUGGGCGUUGGGCUGUGGCAGGAAAGGAAGAAGGAUGGGAGGAGGGGUUGCAGGGAUUGCUGCCCACCAGGCCGUUCACUCAACAUUGCAGGGGAGGAAGAUUCUGAUCCAGUUAUGCAGUGGCUUUGAUGGCUUUUGGCUUGGAUCCACCCUGUGACUUGCCAGCAGUGCAGCUCAGAACGGGGCAGGGUGGGCCGAGAGUGAAAGAGAUACAGGCAGGCGGUCACCAGCGCAUCCUAAAACCUCACAGGAAUUCAACUGAGCAGCAGCAAAGCGACUCCCCGGAGUUUUAUUCAUCUUUGGAUGCAAGGAGCUGUGUGAAGUGAUCGGCCUAUCCGUCCUGUUUAUGUCUGGUUUCAGAGGACACAUCGCUGCAUCAUGCUGUUAGCUGGCAUGAUAGGAUUACACAACAUGAGUCUGUCUUAAGUGAACAACUUUGACUUGGAUUCCCAAUUGUUUCUGACCACUGUGAACAUCUUUUAGCACAUUUAGUUCGAUUAGUAAAGGUGAGGACGCUCUGCAGGAUUAGCAGGGCAGCAUUUGAUACAAUUUCAGUCAUUCAGUUUAAAGUUUGAUGAAGAUGGCUCUGUGUGAUUGGUUUCAUGGGCCAAGGGAAAAUACGGAAAGUAAAGGAAAUCACAAGAAGUUUAUUAUCUUUUACUUGAAUAAAAUAGAGAUGUGUAACCUAAAUAAUCACUCUUAGGCUCUCUUUCAGUCUGGGAUGACUGCUGAUUAACCACAAACAAAAACAUGAAACAAUAUACUCCACAGAUAGCCUCUCUUUGUUCAUAAAAGCACCAACUUUUUCUGUUCUUUGGUGCUCUAAAUUUUAGAUCUUUUUUCUUUUCAGCCUGAUUUUGCUAGCUUAGUAAUCCUCAUGCAACAUGGGUCUUACCGUUUUGACAUGGAGUUGCAAUAGAAUUGUUUGAGAACAUCGAUGCUUCCUUUUCUUUGUAAGGCCAGGAUCGUACCAUAUGCUCUGGAUGCAUCAGAAGGAAAUGUGAUAUUUUCAACUUAGAGACUGUCACAGCCACCUACAGUCUGUGGUGAUGCAACGUUAAUGCAUGCACAAAGUAAAAUCAAGUGUUCUGACCAGUUUUGUGCUCGGUCUUUGUCACGUUCUUGUGAAAGGAACAUUUUGUGUGUAUCAGAGUUGCAAUGGAUUAUUGUGCUGUAAUACAACUUCUAAUCUCAGUCCAUUAAAGCGGUGAGAUCUUUCUGUGAUGGCUACAGAGUGAAACUGAUUCAGUGUGAUCCUGGUUAAGAAAAGUAAAAUUAGUUGCCCUGUUUUUGUCACACAUAAGUUCCCAUUGUUCCAAACAUUGCUUGAGAAGUUGCUCUGUAUUUGGCAAGCCCCCUUCAGUACCCUCUAGUUACAACCAGACUUUAACAAAUGACUCUCUUCAGUAACACCUAGCAGCUGACUGCUCAGUGGGAGGCUGCCAUGUUAAACCCAGCACAACCAAAGAACCCACCCAUCAACAAUAAAUUGACCAAACAAAAAUCCUCAUUUUGUUCGGGCAAAGUGUUGCUUAACAUGGGGGUGUGUAUAGCUGAAAGCCAAGGUUGUGGAUAGCCUUUCUCUGUGAAAUAUAUAAUGCAUUAUGAUUUUGUAAACAACAAAUCUUAAUAUAUUAAUAUAUUCUAUUUACUGUAUUCACCAUGAGGAUAAUUGUUCAUGUUGACCUCUGUGUUACAGACUGUAAAUAGUGUUAAUGUAUUGUGUUUUAUCGAUGAUCCAUAUGAUGAUGAAUGAAUAUGAUUUAGGUCAUGUCAUGCUUUCUCUCUGGUACCCCACAUUGGCUGUACAAUACUACUUUUUUACUGAAAAUGUUUCAAUUUUAAUGUCUUUUGUAAAGGAGGAUGCUGAUGUUGACUAUAUAUCAUUGGAUCUUCAUCUAAUAAAAUGCACCUUGAUAUCUCU